AUGUGGCAGGUGGCCGUCUUGACACAAUUUGAGACGCUGCGAGCGUUCUUGUCGAGCAACGAGUGCGAGAACGUCAAGUCGGCGCUAUUUGAACAGUGCGGAGCUACUCGAGUCAAUGCUAAAACCAGUCAGGAAGCGACUGCAGCCACGUUCCACGAGACAGAUGCACUUAUUACUGCGGGUAGCAGUGACUCAGCACAUCUCGAGCGGUGGAAGAAGUGGAAGCUCGAAGGUGCAAAGAUUGACAAACUCAUGUCGACGACCGCCAGUGAAGCGAACACUGCGCUGAAGAUUCUAGCGACAAAGGUAACAAACCUGCGCUUCUUCGCUCGUGGCAAACGUGGCGUUUUGUAUGCUGGUGAAUUGCGCUUGAACGAUAAGCCGGUGGUGGCUAAACUGGCGGCAGAUACGACUUUCGCUGAAUCGGUGACGCUGGAGGCGCGUUGGCUCCAAGUGGUGAACCGCAUGGGAAUUGGCGCGAAGCUGAUCGACUCUGGCAGUGGCUGGUUCCUUUGCGAGCGACUCGAAGGCAAGAACGUGGUGGAGUUUUUAGGCCAAGACCACAAGGUCACUACUCCAGCCAACGCUCGGUGGGUCAUCCGUGAAAUGCUAUGCCAGUGCUUUUCCAUGGACCUCAUGGGGGUGAACAAGGAAGAGAUGACGCACCCACACCGCCAUAUCAUCGUGCACCGCUCUAUGCAGCUGCCGGGAAACUGGCGAUGCACGUUCAUCGACUUUGAAAAGUGCUCUUCUUCCAGAAAACCUAAAAAUGUGACACAACUCUGCCAGUUUCUAAGUUCUCCACGAAUGAUUGCGCUGCUGGCAAGUAAACACGUUAAGUUUGACAUUCUGAAGCUCCGACAGAGUACAAAGCGUUACAAGCAGAAGCUUUCUACCCAUACAUUCAGCGGCAUUAUGCACGUCUUUGGGCUCUAG
Molecule: messenger RNA, 936 nt
Organism: Peronospora farinosa
Lineage: Eukaryota; Oomycota; Peronosporomycetes; Peronosporales; Peronosporaceae
Source: the annotation of a GenBank genome assembly